Messenger RNA from Dissoconium aciculare CBS 342.82, 516 nucleotides. RefSeq lists its product as uncharacterized. NCBI's taxonomy places the organism in Eukaryota, Fungi, Ascomycota, Dothideomycetes, Mycosphaerellales, Dissoconiaceae. The record is from RefSeq and is a predicted model, not a curated record. The transcript has a single exon. The coding region runs from base 1 to 516 and encodes 171 amino acids.
AUGACCAAUACACGACAGGACUAUUCGGAUUCAGACGAUCCAGACCAGGGUCACUUCGAGAGCAGUCGCUUGGUGCAGAAAGACUCAGCGUUGUCUGUUGACGAGAAAACAGCAGACAAAUAUCGUUCUACCCUCCUAGCACAUUUGCCUGCAUAUUAUCUUGCUAAGAGAACUGACGACUGGAUCUCGGAUAUUGUCAUGUUGCCGCUCGAGUCUCUGAUGAUACGCAUCAAUGCAACGAUAUUCCUAGAGAUGCGGUCCCCCAAGACCCCACUUGCCCUUCUGUCGAGAGGUCACAUAUUCGGCCCUCUUGGUGGUGGGCCGAUUGGUGAGCUGGUCGCGAGUCGCGGUAGCUACGCCGCAUGGGUAGACGUUGGCACAUACGGUGGCCGGCUUUGUUUCGCGUAUGCGCUACGCAUGGGCAUCGACAUCCUGGCAUUUGGCUUGUUGUAUCACACCGUGAGAACGAUAGGGAAGCGCCGGUUUCACUGGGGUGCGACCUCCACGAAUAAAUAG